AUCUCAGGGACGGAGGAGGGGCGCCAAGGCCCCAUGUGUGGGAGGACUGCUACAGCUCUACAAACUUGUACGGAUUUUGGUUACAACUUUGGCCAGUGGUUCUCCCCCGAUUUCCUCCGAAUUGUUGCAAAUUCGCCAUUGUUCCCUGGCUGCUUACAAAGUUGGAUCCGGAAUUUCUCUUCAGCCGAGAGCCAACAGUGUCGAAGUGUCUGCAAUGAACCCCGUGAAUGCUACUGCUCUCUACAUUUCCGCGAGCCGCCUAGUGCUCAACUACGACCCCGGAGACCCCAAGGCGUUUACAGAGAUUAACAGGCUCUUGCCUUACUUCCGACAGUCCCUCUCGUGCUGCGUUUGCGGACAUUUGCUACAAGAUCCUAUUGCACCCACCAACUCCACCUGCCAACACUAUGUCUGCAAAAGUUGUAAAGGCAAGAAAAUGAUGAUGAAACCUUCAUGUAGCUGGUGCAAAGACUAUGAGCAGUUUGAGGAAAACAAGCAGUUAAGCAUCCUAGUGAACUGCUACAAAAAACUAUGUGAAUAUAUAACACAGACUACAUUGGCACGGGAUAUAAUAGAAGCAGUCGACUGUUCUUCUGAUAUUUUGGCUUUGCUUAAUGAUGGAUCAUUGUUUUGUGAGGAGACGGAAAAACCCUCAGAUUCAUCCUUUACUUUGUGUUUGACACAUUCCCCUUUACCUUCGACCUCAGAACCCACAACUGAUCCUCAAGCUAGUUUAUCCCCAGUAUCUGAAAGCACCCUCAGCAUUGCUAUUGGCAGUUCUGUUAUCAAUGGUUUGCCUACUUAUAAUGGGCUUUCAAUAGAUAGAUUUGGUAUAAAUAUUCCUUCACCUGAACAUUCAAAUACAAUUGAUGUAUGUAACACUGUUGACAUAAAAACUGAGGAUCUGUCUGACAGUUUGCCACCUGUCUGUGACACGGUAGCCACUGACUUAUGCUCCACAGGCAUUGAUAUUUGCAGUUUCAGUGAAGAUAUAAAACCUGGUGACUCUCUGUUACUGAGUGUUGAGGAAGUACUCCGCAGCUUAGAAACUGUUUCGAACACAGAAGUCUGUUGCCCUAAUUUGCAGCCCAACUUGGAAGCCACUGUAUCCAAUGGACCUUUUCUGCAGCUUUCUUCCCAGUCUCUUAGCCAUAAUGUUUUCAUGUCCACCAGUCCUGCACUUCAUGGGUUAUCAUGUACAGCAGCAACUCCGAAGGUAGCAAAAUUGAAUAGAAAACGAUCCAGAUCAGAAAGCGACAGUGAGAAAGUUCAGCCACUUCCAAUUUCUACCAUUAUCCGAGGCCCAACAUUGGGGGCAUCUGCUCCUGUGACAGUGAAACGGGAGAGCAAAAUUUCUCUUCAGCCUAUAGCAACUGUUCCCAAUGGAGGCACAACACCCAAAAUCAGCAAAACUGUACUUUUAUCUGCUAAAAGCAUGAAAAAGAGUCAUGAACAUGGAUCCAAGAAAUCUCACUCUAAAACCAAGCCAGGUAUUCUUAAAAAAGACAAAACAGUAAAGGAAAAGAUUCCUAGUCAUCAUUUUAUGCCAGGAAGUCCUACCAAGACUGUGUAUAAAAAACCCCAGGAAAAGAAAGGGUGUAAAUGUGGGCGUGCUACUCAAAAUCCAAGUGUUCUUACAUGCCGCGGCCAACGCUGCCCUUGCUACUCUAACCGCAAAGCCUGCUUAGAUUGUAUAUGUCGUGGCUGCCAAAACUCCUAUAUGGCCAAUGGGGAGAAGAAGCUGGAGGCAUUUGCUGUGCCAGAAAAGGCCUUGGAGCAGACCAGGCUCACUUUGGGCAUUAACGUGACUAGCAUUGCUGUGCGCAAUGCUAGUACCAGCACCAGUGUAAUUAAUGUCACAGGGUCCCCAGUAACAACGUUUUUAGCUGCCAGUACACAUGAUGAUAAAAGUUUGGAUGAAGCUAUAGACAUGAGAUUCGACUGUUAAAUCAGUGGGUCUUUAAACCUACCUCUGGUAGGGAAAUAGCUACAGUUUUACGGCAGCUAUGGUUUUGUUGGUUUAACUUGCCGGAGCUCCUGCAUAUAGAUCACUUGUAUCAAGUGUUUUCAUUGCUAAGUUAUAUGUGUUAGUGUCGGGGAAAUAGUUUGCAGUUAAUGGAGGAGUAACCCUACAACUAUAUGUCCUUAGUUCUUACAGAACCUCAUAGUUUGAGAACAAAUGCUGAUGCAACUGAUUUAUACAAAAUGAACUUUGGCAAGGAAAAUAACAUUAACCUCACUGUUUAUGGUCAUGCUUUGUGCAUAAUCAACGUUUAUGAUUAAAUGUAAGGAAGUGGUAUCUAGUCAGUCCAUAAAGAUUGUGCUCAUAUUUUGUGAAAAAGUAGCCAUUAGUUUGUUCAGGAGACUCAGUGCUACCUUCAGAUGCCAUUGAUGUUUCUCCUGUUGAAAAGCUGAUGUGUCCAGCUCAACCUUUGUGCUGACAUAAUACCAUUUCUGAUCAUGAAAAUUGGCUACUGGUGUAUGUAGCAGUUCUUAAAUCAGCAGUAUUAUGAAAGAAAAUUUGCCCCUCAUUAGAAUGUUGAAGAAAUCUGUCUUUUAAAAGUGAACAAACUGAAAUUCUGUCAGACUGCAGAUGUUUAGCUGUUUAUGCCACAAAACUCUUCUGAGUUGAUCCCCAUUUUUAGUUAAGUCUGACUCAUUUCUAGGGAAAAAACCAAAUCCUUCCUUCACUUUGAGCAAUGUUCUAAUCAGAUAAAUGAAGUGGAGAAGAACAGUUCUAUUCUGAAGGUAAUUGAAUUUAGACUAUGGUAUGUGACAGAAUUUUUUAAAAAAAUAUUUAAAUGUUUUAUUUAGAAAUUGGGAUUUAUUUAAAAUAAUUUUGGAAUAAUGCUCCAAAAGUUACUCAGAUUUAUGCAUUAUACCUAUUGCCAUUGGCCACUUCAAAGUGAUUUUUGUUUCCUCUGUUUGCCACAGACUUUAUUUUGAAUAUGCUGUUUUUCUUUCUUUAUUUUCUUUCUUUUUUUUUUUUUAGGGUGCUAUUCGUUGUGGAGACUUCUUUAUAGAGGCCUAAUAAAAAUGCCUUUUUAUGAAGCCUGUGCAUUUAGGUGGGUUUGAAGCUAGGAGGAUAUUCUUUAGAAUACUCUUUUGCAUGUAAAGCACAAACUAUGUUUCAGUUUUAAUGCACUUCUUCCCUGUAAUUUUUAUGGGGGAGAUAAGUGAGUCACAACAUUCUGUUGAAGGGAAAUCUAGUCAGUUGCUUGAAAGAGCACAGCCCAGAUAAAACAAGGACUGACUAGGUUGUAAAGAAAUGACCUUAUGAUUUAAAAGAAGAGUUGCUGCUUUGACAGUGCUUAUUUAAAGAAAAAUACUGCUGGAAAAUUUUCAGUUUCUACUACGUUCACCAUCUCUCCUGAGAUCUGACAUAUGUUGAAGUUAUGUUUUGAUUUGGCACACAGCAUGUUCAAUGAUGGUUACUCACCUAGUACAAGACAUGGAGAAGAAACCUUUGGACACAGAGCAGAUGACACCUUCUGUUUUGUAGUGUAUCCUGGUGUCAUUUUCUGUGAAUGUGGUCAGGUAGAGUUGUUUUUGUUGUUGUUGUUGGGCUUUUUUUUUUUUUUUUUUUUUUUUUUGUCUCUUUUGGUGGGGUGGGGGUGGGCUAAAGCCAUAGGAAGAAAAAUGUGAUGUAUGUGUCCAGUAUGUACUAUUUUGUUUUUGUUUUGCGAGAAGAGUUGAACUAUUUUUGAUAACAAGAGUAAAUGGUGGAAAAUGCUUCUUAGUUGUCUUGUCUUUAUUUGCUUUCCAAGUUUCGGAAUUUUAUUUAAUUCCUCUAAGUGUUAGCAGUGUCUUAUGAAACAUGUAUUUGCCUAAAGUUUGUAACAAUUUUGUGUUGGACGCAGAUGCCCUGCUAUAUAAACUUGUAAAUCUGUUCUUUAUUCACUAAUGAUCACUGCAAAAAUGACUAGAAAUGAGAUUGUACACAUGGAUGAUUAGGAUAAAUUUUGCAAAUCUCCCAAACUUUCCUAAUAUUAUGAUUUUAAAAUUCCUUGAGUACUUUAUUGCUUCCCAAGUUUGAUAAUCUUAGUUUUGUGUUUUUUGAUGCAUGGGAGGUUGGCAAUAUAGACAAAUUGAAAAUCAUUAGUAUGUGAGGGCCUUGAUUGUUAUGUAAUAUUGCCAAUGAUGAAUUCAGGUUGUUUUUAGCACAAGUUUCUCUUUUUUAUGCUGGUACUCUCACUGCCACACUUUUGGAAACCUGUAUUACACCUUAAAUCUAUCAAUAAAUGUUAGUUUUCUAA
This is a messenger RNA of Balaenoptera musculus (blue whale), 4256 nucleotides long. RefSeq names its product MSL complex subunit 2 (gene MSL2). Gene Ontology annotation, molecular function: ubiquitin protein ligase activity. The record is from RefSeq and is a predicted model, not a curated record. Bases 215 to 1948 code for a protein of 577 amino acids. Gene Ontology annotation, cellular component: MSL complex. NCBI's taxonomy places the organism in Eukaryota, Metazoa, Chordata, Mammalia, Artiodactyla, Balaenopteridae. The transcript is spliced from 2 exons.